Molecule: messenger RNA, 1690 nt
Organism: Rana temporaria (common frog)
Lineage: Eukaryota; Metazoa; Chordata; Amphibia; Anura; Ranidae
Gene: STX11
Product: syntaxin 11
Exons: 3
Coding region: 122-1213 (363 amino acids)
Biological process (GO): intracellular protein transport; exocytosis; synaptic vesicle fusion to presynaptic active zone membrane
Cellular component (GO): SNARE complex; endomembrane system; synaptic vesicle
Molecular function (GO): SNAP receptor activity; SNARE binding
Source: RefSeq, a predicted model, not a curated record
UCAUCAUGGUACAGAGCAGUGUCGUAAAUGUAUGCUGAGCUGCGCAUGCUGAUAAGCAGGGAGAAAGGUUUAUGAGAAAAGAGACCUACUUUAAUAAAACAUAAAGGAACAAAUAAGGGAAAUGUAUGUAUUUGCGCACACUUUAAGACAGAUCUCUAUUCCAGCCAUUGAAAAGAGGAAGACGCAUAUUUCUGAAAAGGGGAACAAUCACACACGCUUGCUCUGCUGCAGGUGGUCAGUCCUGGGUCCUGGCCAUGGAAAUGGUCUUUGGGAAGAGUCUGAUGUGCUUUACCUGAUCUUAGUACACCCUGGAAGGAUUCCUAGGGAACUACUCCAGUCCACAUUUCAAAUAACCAUGAAGGACCGUCUGAGUGAGCUGCUUGAGUAUUCAAGACUUCAUAGUCAAUAUGUUCAAAAUGGUGAAGAUGAUCUUUCUCAAGAACUUGCUAUGUUUGAAACGGACCAUUCCUUAGAAGUCCUCUACAAUGAUAUACAGGUCAUUCGGACAGAGAACCACUUACUAAAAGUUGAUGUAAAACGACUGGGGAAGCAAACCACGCGCUUUCUCACUUCAAUGCGUCGCCUUAGCAGUAUCAAAAGAGAUUCAAACAGUAUUGCCAAAGACAUUAAGUUACGAGGAGAAGGCAUCCACAGAAGGCUUCAAAGCCUCAAAAACCUUAGUGAAGAUGCUGAAACUGUACAUGGGGAAAAUUCUGUUAUUGCACGCGUGUCUAAAGCACAGUAUGUUACUCUUACGCGAGCCUUCCAGAAAGCCAUGGUUGAAUACAAUGAAGCUGAAAUGGUUCAGAGAGAGAACUGCAAGAUCCGCAUACAGCGCCAGCUGGAAAUCAUGGGCAAAGAUGUAUCUGGAAACCAGAUAGAAGACAUGAUGGAACAAGGAAAAUGGGAUGUCUUCUCUGAAAAUCUUCUUGCUGAUGUUAAAGUUGCUCGUUCAGCCCUAAAUGAAAUUGAAACCCGGCACAAAGAAUUGCUAAAGCUGGAGACUCGUAUAAGAGAGGUCCAUGACCUCUUCUUACAGAUGGCCUUGUUGGUUGAGGAGCAAGCUGAGACUCUGAAUGUUAUUGAGUUAAACGUGGAAAAUGUUAAAGAUUACGUUAGUGUUGCCAAGGCUCAGAUCAAACAAGCUGUGGAAUAUAAAAAGAAGAAUCCAUGCCGCCAAUGUUUCUGUUGUUGCUUUCCUUGCUGUAACUAAGCUAAAAUAAUACAAAUGACAGUGUUAAAAGACUGGUAUUUGCAAGGAAUAAAAAUGUUCCAAUGUUUAUGGACCUCAUUUCAAACCAACAGAAUGGAUGCUACAGGCUCGCCAAAUAUUUUUAUAGGGGACCUGCAUUGGUCACCCAACGUGUGAAAUAAUAUUAAAUAUAGUUGCAUUUGAAGAUGUGGUGUUAAUCAUCUUCUAAACAUAUAAAAUAUAGCAAAGGUGAAAAACUGCAUGUUUCGAAGGUGGUAGGGGCCGAAAGGGUUCCAGCUAUUUUAAAUUUAAUUGAAAGUAAGAAAUACUUCAGUAUUUAGUGAAACAUUAGCAUAAACAGGCAUGCAUUAGUAACUGCAAAUGGUUUUAAAGUAUAUUUUUAUGUUAUAUGUUUAUAAGAAAAAGACAUUUGUAAAUGGCUUAGUGUUAUGUCCUUUGUGAUAAUGCUGUAUUAUUAAAAGUGUAAAAUUUAUCUUU